This is a messenger RNA of Andrographis paniculata, 918 nucleotides long. RefSeq names its product MADS-box transcription factor 3-like. Bases 1 to 918 code for a protein of 305 amino acids. The record is from RefSeq and is a predicted model, not a curated record. Gene Ontology annotation, molecular function: DNA-binding transcription factor activity, RNA polymerase II-specific; cis-regulatory region sequence-specific DNA binding; protein dimerization activity. The transcript has a single exon. Gene Ontology annotation, biological process: positive regulation of transcription by RNA polymerase II. Lineage: Eukaryota; Viridiplantae; Streptophyta; Magnoliopsida; Lamiales; Acanthaceae.
AUGGGUAGAGCAAAAUUAAACAUGAAGUUUAUCGAGGAUGUGAAAUCAAGGAACAACAUGUUCAAGAGGAGGAAGGAGGGUUUACUGAAGAAGAUGAAAGAACUCACCAUUCUCUGCAACGUCAGUGGCUGCGCUGUAAUCUACGGUCCAGAUCGGCCGGAGCCGGAGAUUUGGCCACGUGGCGAUUCCGAGGAGAUCCGGCGGUUGGUCGGAAAGUACAAGGCGGCGAUGGAGAGCAACAGCCAGCAAUACACUUGUAGGAAGACAACGUUUGGGCUGACAGAUUUCUUCCAGACAAAAAUGGAGGAAGGAGAAGAACUCGCGACUGUAAGGAAGAAGUACCCGACUUGGAGUGAUUCCUUCAACGGGCUGUCGGAAGGAGAGCUGAGAGGAAUGACGGAUGCUUUGGAGGAGAAGAUUCGGUGUGUGAAAUUGAGGAAGCUUCAAUUGAUGAUGAGCAAUGGCGGAUUUGGAUUUGAUUUUGAUCUUGAUUUUGAUGAUAAUCGUGAGAUCAAGGAAGAUGGAAUUGGGAAUCCGCCAUUGUUGCAGGGCCAAGUUCCUUACAGCUAUGGAGGGUUUGGACUUGAAGGGAUGGUCAACUGCCCCGCCAUUGAUGGGAACCUUCAAGAACAUAAAGAAUUAUUACAAUAUGGGAGAAAGCAUAAUUGGCUGUCGGCGUCUUCUUCUGCAAUCAAUAAUCGAAAUCCGAUGAUCUUGGAAAACCCUAAUCAGCCAUUGUCGGGUUCUGCGAUCAAUAAUUAUCCGAUGAAUUGCAGCGGGCCUGAUCUGUCUUUUCCGAUGAUUUGCAGCGGUCCAGAUCUGGCAUCAUCGUCUUCUGCCGCCGUCGAUGAUGGAAUGGUUUGGGGAGGUCAGAAUCAGCCCUCUUGGGGGAGACAAGCAUUCAAUCAAUUUGGUUGA